AUGGCACCAAGACUUGUGCGUUACCGUUCCGUAAUACCGGCGGUUGAUCAAGAACGAAUUAAGGGUAACUACAGCUGGGGUACAUUUUUGGGAGGCCUGUUAAGGACACUUAGUCGUUCUGGUGAUGUUCGCUCACGCUGUCCUGAAUACAUUGUUCCGGUAGAAAGCUUUCAUGAAGCACCGUUAAUUGAAUAUAUGAAGGAUAUUGAUACAAACGUUGAGUUUGAGGUAGCAUUACUCGAUGAUUAUGGCUUUAAGUCUGGACCGAUAAAGUUGUAUUGGUUUGCUCGAGUGGUGAAAAUUAUGGGUUAUCGUUUAUUACUUCGAUUUGAGGGAAUGGAUGAAAAAGGUGAUAAUACAUAUGAUUUUUGGGUCAAUAUUAGUUCACAAGAUCUUAAACCUAUCGGUUAUUGCGCAGAAGACAUUGAAACUCGAGGUUUGGUGCCACCACAACUAAUUUAUGAACGACAACCAAAUUGGCAACAAUACAUCCUUAAUCAAAUACCUUGUUACAAAACUUUCUCUAUUAAUUGGCCAGAAAUACUAGUACAGAAAAUAACAUCCUGUAAAUACAAGAGAGGAGAUGAGGUGGAACUGCUAGAUUCAAUAUAUCGUAUGAGAGUCCGUCCAGCAUAUGUUGAACAAGUUAUUGGUGGUCGAAUAUGGGUGUGUUUAAACAGUAAAUUUGCGAUACGACCUAUGAUUGUUAAGGGUGACUUUCAGCUUUGUGAAGGGGUUUGGAUGGACCAAAAUUCGCCGAUAAUUUUUCCUAUUGGAUGGGCGUGGAGAAAUGGAUAUAGGAUGGAAGCAAAUGGUGAUUAUUUUAAUCAUGUACAAGAAGUUACAUCUGAUUUACAGCUGGGGUUAGCUGAUAAUCCAAGUGAAGAACAUGAAGCGAAUCCGUCUAUCCAAAAAACAGAAGCUGAAGGAAAUGAAAUUACGUGGAAAAUAGGAAUGAAACUGGAAGUAUUGGAUCCGUUCGGUUCUUGGAAUGAAUUGCGGGUAUCAACUGUUACCAGAAUUAUGGAUAAUGGCUUUCUCAAAAUCAAUUUUGAUGGUGAAAUGGAUCAUCACGCGGUACCACUACAUUUCACUUCAGAGUUACUGUUUCCUGUCGGUUAUGGGGCUAAAUAUGGAAUAUCAGUGAAAAAACCAAAAAAUUUACAUGAUCCAGGAAAUUUUGACUGGAAUGUUUAUUUAAGAAUGACCAAUGGUGUCCCUGCACCUGAAGAGCUUUUUCAUACAUUCAAAGAUGAUGUUUUAAGCAAUUUUAAGAUUGGAGCAAGACUGGAAGCAACUGAUAUGUGCGAAUCAAACUUGAUAUGUCCAGCAACGAUAUCAAGCCACCAUGGACGACUUCUAAAAAUCGCAUAUGAGGGUUGGGGUAGCAACUACAAUCAAUUAUUCGAUUAUAGAUCACCGAAUAUUUUUCCUGUUGGUUGGUGUGAAAUGCAUGGAUAUAAACUAACAUCACCGGCAAUGGCGAAGAAAAAGAGAAGAAACUAG
Messenger RNA from Cercopithifilaria johnstoni, 1506 nucleotides. Lineage: Eukaryota; Metazoa; Nematoda; Chromadorea; Rhabditida; Onchocercidae. The record is from the annotation of a GenBank genome assembly.